This is a messenger RNA of Xenopus tropicalis (tropical clawed frog), 1391 nucleotides long. RefSeq names its product thioredoxin-related transmembrane protein 4 (gene tmx4). NCBI's taxonomy places the organism in Eukaryota, Metazoa, Chordata, Amphibia, Anura, Pipidae. The record is from RefSeq and is marked provisional. Gene Ontology annotation, cellular component: endoplasmic reticulum membrane. Gene Ontology annotation, biological process: cell redox homeostasis.
GUGGUACAGAGCAUCAGGGAGGGUGUGAGACACACACACACACACGUCUUUGCUCUACACUCCAGCAGCCUCCGCCCGCGGCACUUCCUGAUACCGGGACGAGGUGUACCAACAUGGCAGCCUGUGUGCGGAGAGAAAGCGGAGCCAUGGUGGAGCGCACACCGGCAGCUCCCUCACGGGCAGCCCUGCUUCUUAUAGCAGUAGUGCUGUGGGUGCCCGGGGAGUGCAGAGGUGCCCAGGCUGAGAGCGGGGUGAGAGCUGUCACUUCCACUAACUGGUCGGCACUGCUGGAGGGGGAGUGGAUGAUUAAAUUUUAUGCUCCUUGGUGUCCAGCCUGCCAGCAAAUUCAGUCAGCGUGGGAGAGUUUUGCAGAGAGGAGCCAUGCACUUGGUGUAAAGGUUGGCAAAGUAGAUGUCACUGAAGAACCAGGCCUGAGUGGACGUUUUUUUGUUACAACGCUUCCAACAAUAUUUCACGCCAAGGAUGGAGUAUUUCGUAGAUAUCAUGGCUCAAGAAUGGUGGAAGACCUUCAGACCUUCAUCUCAGAAAAGAAGUGGGAGGUUAUUGAGCCAGUGGCUGGGUGGAGAUCCCCAUCAUCCAUUCUGAUGUCUGGGAUGGCAAGUCUUUUUCAGCUGUCAGGAUGGAUGCGGCAACUUCACAACUACUUUACAGGACCUCUGGGAAUUCCAGCUUGGGGCUCCUACGUCAUCUUUGUUGUGGCCACAUUGUUUAUCGGCCUUCUACUGGGAUUGAUAUUGGUGUUAAUAGUUGAUUGCUUUUGUCCAUCAAAAGCAAAGUAUGAAGUGAUAAGAGAAGAAGUAAACGAAGAAGAUUUGGCAAAUGUAGAGGCAGACCCAAAAGUCUUACCUAUGGAAAAGGAAGCAGAUAAUGCUGCCAAUGAAGAAGGCAGUGACAAUGACAAUGAAGAAGAAAAUGGAGAAGAAAUUAGCAAUAGCAGUGAAGAUGACAGCGAAAAAGAAAAUAGCAAUGAAGAUGAUAGCGAAGACAGCAAUGAAGAUGAUGAUGAAGAUGUAAGUGAUGGUGAUGCAAACAACGCCCAGAAUGUUGCCAAGGAUUCUGAUGAGGAUUCUGCUGUUGCUGGGUCUGAAGCGGAAGAAGACAACAUCACUGAAAUGGCACCACAAAGCCCGCCAGAAUCUGAAAGUGCCUUGAGACAGCGCAGAAGCGAGGCCACAGUGGAUAACGGACACUAGACCUGACCAUUCAGAUGUCUUCAUGGACCAAAGAUGUGUGUAGACUAUUUCUUGCUCAAUGUCAUUUGAAGCAUGUUAUAGCUAUAUUUUGCAUGGAUAGCUGUCCUUGUAAGACAGCAUUUUCACAAAAUCUAGUGCCAGGCAGGCAUUUUUUUUGCAGUUUUUAUUUAAAAAAAA